This is a messenger RNA of Fraxinus pennsylvanica, 558 nucleotides long. Lineage: Eukaryota; Viridiplantae; Streptophyta; Magnoliopsida; Lamiales; Oleaceae. The record is from the annotation of a GenBank genome assembly.
AUGGAAAGACUAAACCAGUACAACAAUUUUGUCUUACCUUUCUCUCUUAUAAUCUUCCUUGGCCUUGUCUCCUUUUCUUCAUGCCUUGCUGCUGAAUUCAACAAAUCAAAGAAAAAGGAUCUGAGGUUUGAUGACAAGCUUUGCUAUUUGCCCGGAAGCCCGGCUUUCGGAUUCGGAAUAGCCGCUUUAAUGUGCCUUUUCACCGGUCAGAUCAUCGGAAACUUGUUCGUCUGUUCAAAGUUAAGUGCGAGAGAUCAUAGGAGUGGUUGUGAUGAUAAAUUAAAAAGGCCUGCAAUUGCUACCAUUUUCUUGGUUUUUUCAUGGAUCAGCUUUGGAGUUUGUGCUAUUCUACUAAGUGCAGCCACCAGCAUGAGCCGAAGUCAGUCCUUUGGGGAAGGAUGGUUAGAUGGCGAGUGCUACAUAGUCAAAUCUGGAGUCUAUAUUGGCUCGGGUAUACUGGCUGUGCUCACUCUUGGUUUAACCCUAGGUUCGGACAUUGCAACGAUAAGGCAAAAGCGAGUAGAAGAAGACAUGAAAGUGCACGCACAAAUCAAAUGA